Poecilia latipinna (sailfin molly) is the source of this 1987-nucleotide messenger RNA. RefSeq names its product LIM homeobox 6b (gene lhx6b). The record is from RefSeq and is a predicted model, not a curated record. NCBI's taxonomy places the organism in Eukaryota, Metazoa, Chordata, Actinopteri, Cyprinodontiformes, Poeciliidae. Gene Ontology annotation, cellular component: nucleus. The coding region runs from base 398 to 1465 and encodes 355 amino acids. Gene Ontology annotation, biological process: forebrain neuron development; regulation of transcription by RNA polymerase II; neuron differentiation. The transcript has 9 exons. Gene Ontology annotation, molecular function: DNA-binding transcription factor activity, RNA polymerase II-specific; RNA polymerase II transcription regulatory region sequence-specific DNA binding.
GGGUGUAAACUCUGAGUCCAGGCGGGAGAUCAGAUCAGUUCAGGUCACAGUGCGUUGCUCCAGUCCCGCAAACUUCCUCUGCGUGGAUCAACGUUGGACUUUCUCUUCACCAACCCACGGAUUUAUCUGGACACUUUUUAUUCCGUCUGGAGAAACUGUUUCACACCCCUGAAUGAUGUUUUCGCCGCAUUUCGGAGCUCCUCUGUCUCUGAAGUUUCUGCAGACCAUCUCAUCUCUUUUCGCUGCCUCCAGUGUUUACAUCCAAGCCGGGUUUAAAUGCAGGAGAAACUGUAAGACGUUGUUUCGGAGCGGGUGUAGCGCUGGUUGGAGCAGAGAUGCGUAAUGCGCAGAGAAAACUGGGUCUCCACUCCGAAUAGGAAGCGACCAAGACCCGAAAAUGUCUAAGCCGGAGGUGAAGAAGGAGUCCGGGGAGUCCAGCCCGCUGGAGGCGGCCUGCCUCUGCUCUCCUCCUGCGGCCAAGAACCAGUGCGCCAGCUGCGGCUUGGAGAUCCAAGACCGCUACCUGCUCAAGGUGAACAACCUGAACUGGCAUCUGGGCUGCUUGGAGUGUUCAGUCUGCAGAGCGUCGCUGCGCCAACACAGCAGCUGCUACGUCAAAAACAAAGAAAUAUUCUGCAAACUGGAUUAUUUCAGUAGGUUCGGCACCAAGUGCGCCCAGUGCGGCCGGCAGGUGUUCGCCAGCGACUGGGUGAGGCGGGCGCGGGGCAGCGUCUACCACCUGGCCUGCUUCGCCUGCUUCUCCUGCAAGAGGCAGCUGUCAACUGGGGAGGAGUUCGGCCUGGUGGAGGGCCGGGUGCUCUGCCGCAGCCACUACGACAUCAUGCUGGAAAACCUCCGCAGGGCCGCAGAGAACGGGACAGGUCUGACUCUGGAAGGAGCGCUGCCGUCAGAUCAAGACUGCCAACCCAAACCAGCCAAGAGGGCGCGGACGUCCUUCACGGCCGAGCAGCUGCAGGUCAUGCAGACGCAGUUCGCUCAGGACAACAACCCCGACGCUCAGACGCUGCAGAAACUGGCAGAAAUGACGGGACUGAGCAGGAGAGUGAUACAGGCAGGUUUGGUUUCAGAACUGCCGCGCCCGACACAAAAAGCAGCCGCCGCCGCAGAGCAGCAGCUUCCCCCAGAGCGCGCCGCUGUCCAGGAUGCCGCCGUCGCUUCCAGAGGAUCUCCACUACUCCUCGUUCAGCAGCCCGGACCGACCACACCUCCUCGCUCUGCACGGAUACCUGGACGCUCAUCCCUUCUCUGUCCUCGCCUCCCCCGGACACUUGACUCAUCCCUCCAUCGCUCUGCCGCAGCUUCCCAUCAGCCGCUGACCCUGAUGAUGUCACGGAUGCCUGUCGCCACGGUUACCUCCGUUUCAGCUGGUUGUCAGACUGUUGAGCUGAACUGUGGUGAAACCUUCAAGCAAACAUUGGGAAUAUUUUUUUUAUCUUUGUUCUAAACGAAGCACAGAAGACUUCCUGUUUUUGCUUUUUUCACUUUCUUCCUGUUCGUACAUCGGGCGGUUUCAAAUGGCAGAGUGGAGGAGCAUUGUAGCAGUACGACGGAGAAACCUCAGCUUCUUUUUUCAGGAUGAGCACAUUUUGCAGCUUUAAUGUUGUUGGUUGUUGUACUGUUGUCAGAAAAACGGGAACUCUUAUUUAUUCAGAUCUAAACCUCUUGUUUUCAAGGCACUUUUAAAGUGUCUCUACACGGAAACAUUCAGUGUUUGUAAAUAAAUCGCAUCAGAUCUGUCACCAGGUUUAUUUAAUGAGCAAAACGGAGACUGAUUUUAUGUAUGUGUGUGUGUGUUUUGAAGGUCAUAGAAAAAAAAAAACAGAAAAUAGAGUCAGAUUGUACCUGCAGUGACUGUCAGUUUGACCUCAACAUCCUGGUCAUUAAACCAAUUUAAAACCCGUCACUUACAGGAAAUAAGUGAUAAAUUAAUUGAGCAAUCAAUUAAAUCCAAAUUCAGUUAAAGUGU